Molecule: messenger RNA, 2769 nt
Organism: Puntigrus tetrazona (Sumatra barb)
Lineage: Eukaryota; Metazoa; Chordata; Actinopteri; Cypriniformes; Cyprinidae
Exons: 8
Coding region: 237-1325 (362 amino acids)
Molecular function (GO): GTP binding
Source: RefSeq, a predicted model, not a curated record
CAACGUUUCUGGGAAAGUUACGACAUAUUCAUAAGAACAGAAGCGAGGCCCGUACGGUGACGUUCCUUGCCUUGUUUUCACACGUUUGCAGCGCUACAUUCCUGCUAUGCAGAUUCGUGACACAUGCACUAUUUUUCACUGUGCAAGUGACAAAAAACGAAACUUGUGACGGAACGUCUAAACGAAAGUGAAAACUGCAUCGUUUUGGUCGAUAACAUUUCGGAACUAGACUUAAAAUGGCUCAUGCAACAAACGCCGAAGAACCGAGAGACCAUUUUCCUACAACUGGAAAUAAAUAUUUCAUCCUUUCACCUGGGAUAUUUAAGCCUAAAGAGGACAUCAUAAGAAAAGCCUUUGGACACAUAUCAGGUCAACUGGUGCAUACCGUGGAGGAGUGCAACGUCAUUUUGGUUUUAUGUGUUAUCGCUUCAAGGGCAGGAACUGACAUCGAUGCUGCACUGAAUGAACUUAACUCUCAUUCAAAAUCUAAACCAGCUGUUUUCGUGGUGCUUCAUCACACAUUUGACCCGGAGAAGAUUGUGCCAGACAGCAGCAGUUAUGUGAGCAGAGAGAAUACUCUCACAGUGGACUGUCUGUUCCACGAGGACAAAGGACUCCUGAAGUGCGUGAGGAAUGAAGACGCUCAGGCCAGAAUCUGCCAAUGGCUGCAACCACAAGUGGAGCAGACCUGGUGGAUCUCAACACAAAACUACAUAAUGUGGGCUUUAGGCCAUCUUAGUUGCUUCAAAUUAUGGCAAGUGGACACAGAGAUCUCUAAAGUAUCCUUUGAACCAGAACUUAUGCUUGUCCUGCUGGGGAUGUCUGUGCGUGAAAAGACUGCGGUUGAACGCUUGAUACUCGGCAGACAGGAGAGUCGGUGCGAUCCAGCUCCAGCUCCCCUGAAGAAGAUGACAGUAGAUACUGAAGAGGUGGACGGGGAACAGGUGGCUGUGAUCAACACUCACGACUGGUUCAACUCCUGGAUUUCCAUAGAGGAAAUGAAACAAAAAAUACAAUUCUGUAUCCGUCUGUCUUCUCACAGACCUUACGCAUUACUGCUAGUUAUACCAGCAACAACGUCUUUUGAAGAGCAGAUAAAGACAUAUGAUAUCGUUUUUGAGAAGAGCUGGGAGAAGGUCAUUAUCAUUUUCACUGAUAGCGAUGAAGACCAAAAGCAAGACCACAACCUCCAGACAAAAUUUAAGUUUCAUUUUCUUAAUAUUAAUGAGACUGAGAACAGAUCUCAGGUUUCAGAGUUGCUGAAGAAAGUAAAGAAGACAGUGCCAGGAAAUGAAGAGCAAACUAGUUUCUGUACACUGUCCUAAAAUCAGAAUCAGGUUGAGAGGAGAAGAUAGGAUAUUAAUACAUUAGAUUACAACUGCAAAAUCCACAACAUGUAAUUUAUAUUACUAAAGAUGUGAUCAGAAAUUAUGAGGUGCUUAAUAAACAACAAAAGACAUCAGAAGAUAAGUCCUCAAAAUGAUAGAUGAUAGUCAAGUUUAUUAGUAUCACACUUUAAUCAAGAAAUAUUAUUCUAAAGCAGCUUCAUCGUGAAAGAUUAUGUGUAUCUUUAGUCAGAUGCAAACAACUGUAGCCAACUACAUUUCACUAUCAUGGGAUCUUAUUGGGUCAUCAGAGGUUACAUCAACAUUGGUUCUCCAUUGUAUUGUUUGCGGCACAUUUGUUAACACGCAUAAAGCCCGCUCUCACAGACAGAACUCGAGAAGAAGCUAUGGAAAACCUUGAGAGAAGCUAGAAUUCUUACAUGGGUUAAGAUUGUUAGGGAUAACAUCGCUACUGAAGAACUGCUUCACUGUUACCUUCAAUACAUUCUUCCCCCCACAAGAACUUUGAUCAGGCUUACUCAUUUUCUGUAUUAGAAAAAUCUAGUACAAUGGUGAGCCAAACUACUGCUCAGCCAGUUACAGCAAAAUCUAACAAUACAAAAUCAUUUUGUUAGUGUUUACGAUACAUUAAUAUCUUGCCUUCAUGCCUUAAAGCUGUGUGUAAAUGGCUUUGUGCGGUUUAUAAUCAUUUGUUGCAGUGACAAUGCUUAUCAUUAUUUGGUGAUGUUUGUCACUGCUAUGCUAAGCACUUUAACUGAGGAGCUAUGGCAUCUCAGAUACUUUGAUCUCCUGAGAAACAGACAAUGCAAACACACAGGCAUCUUCAAGAAACCCCACAGAGUGACUGUGCAGGAAACUACCUUCCCUUCUGUCCUUUAGUUUUUUUCUAAACCCCUCCACCCAUUUACCCUUCUACUCAGUUUACUCAAAAUGAUGACAUAAAAAUACCAAUGUCCUAAUUGUCUGGCCUAAAUAUACUAAUGAGACAACACCCCCACCCCGAGUCUCUGGGCCAUCGAUUAUAGACGCCCGAUCGAACUGACACUAUAAUAUCUCCUACCCCUUUUCAUUCUCUUUUUGCUUAUCGCUAAUAUUCUGAACGAUAAACUGUUAGUUACGUAUUCAGUUGUGGCGUGGUCUCUGCUCCUGAAAUGAAAUCAGUAAGUCUUAUAUUAAAACAUGUUACAGCCUGCAGAUUUUCACUGUAAGUUUCAGUAUUUAGCUCAUGCUUAUUGUGUGAAAUUGUAAUUCAUCUUGGAAAAAAAUAACUCUUAACGGUUUGUGAUCUGUAUUAAAAAUGUGUGUGUUUGUGUGUGUGUGUGUGUUCUAUGUUUGUGCGUGUGCCAGAAUAUAUAUUCUAUAUAUAUAUAUAUUCAAAAUAUAACUUCCUGUUAAGCAGCUGAUAAUAAAGACUUAGUUCCCA